AUGACCCCCCAAGGAAAUGCAGCUUUUCUUCUCUUAUUAUCCGUCGUGUUCCUGUCAUGGAGAAUUAGCCACGGAGGGAAGAUUUUGGUCUUUCCUUUGGAGGGAAGCCACUGGGUGAACAUGGACAUCAUGAUCAAAGCUCUCCACUCUCGAGGACACUCAGUCGAUGUGGUACGAACCAAUCAGAGCUGGUACAUCCAUGAUGACUCCCCGCACUACAAGACAAUCACAGUUCCUGUCGCUGAAGCCUUUAAUCAUGACUUCAUUAACCCCAUCCUGAAAAAGAUCAUUGGCAUAGAAAGAGGAGAGAGCUCAGCUUUGACCUUUGCAAGCUUGCAGGUUGAGAUGUUUACAGCGAUGUAUAACAUGCAUAGAAUAAUGUGCAAAAUGGCUACUGUUAUGUUUCAAGAUAAAGCCUUGAUGAGUAGUCUGAAGGAAAAGAAGUAUGACUUGGUCCUGACAGACCCGGCAUGGGGUGCAGGUAUAAUGCUGGCUCAUGCUCUGAAGCUACCCCUGGUCUAUAAUGUGCGGUGGAUCACUAGCGGAGAGGGGCACACGGCCAUCGCACCUUCUCCUAUAUCUUAUGUCCCAAUGACCGGCUCAGGACUGUCAGACAAAAUGACUUUCAUACAAAGAGUACAAAAUCUCCUUUUCUCUCUCAUUUGGCGAGCUCAGGAUGGAUUUUUAAUCAGCCCUCAGUAUCAAGCUGUUUGUGAUGAGUUCUUCGGCCCAGAAGUCAGAUACAGUGAGUUAUUACAGGGUGCAGACAUCUGGCUCAUGAGAGUGGACUUUGUGUUUGAGUUCCCCCGUCCCACCAUGCCUAACGUUGUCUAUAUGGGAGGGUUCCAGUGUAAACCAGCAAAACCUCUUCCUGAACACCUGGAGGAGUUUGUGCAGAGUUCUGGAGAGCAUGGGGUCAUCAUCAUGUCUCUGGGGACUUUUGUGAGUGAACUUCCUGCUGAUCUUACAGAAGAGAUCGCUGCAACUUUUGCUAAAUUACCUCAGAAAGUCAUCUGGAGGCAUAAAGGUGACAGACCAGCCUCUCUGGGCAACAACACUUUAAUAGUCGACUGGAUGCCUCAGAAUGAUCUUUUAGGACAUCCAAAAAUGAAACUAUUUGUGGCUCAUGGAGGAACAAAUGGAGUUCAAGAAGCUAUUUAUCACGGAGUCCCAGUUGUGGGUCUGCCUGUCUUUUUCGACCAAUACGACAACCUGCUGCGUCUGCAAGAGAGAGGAGGAGCUAAGAUUCUUACAUUAGCCACAGUGGAUAAAGACGACAACUUUCUUAAGGCCAUACAGGAAGUCCUGAAUGAGCCCUCCUACAGGAUGAACAUGCAGAGACUCUCCAGGCUGCACAGAGAUCAGCCAAUCAAGCCGCUGGAUAACGCCCUCUUCUGGAUAGAGUUUGUCAUGAGACACAAAGGUGCAGCUCACCUGAAAGCAGAGUCCUACAGAAUGCCCUGGUACUCCUACCACUCUGUUGACAUCCUCGCCCUCUGUCUGCACCUGCUGCUCCUCCUCCACCAUGUCUGCAUUUGCCUGCUGAGUCGCCGCACUGUAAGAGUGGAUGAGUUGACAUUCACCGAGUGUUGGCAGGACGUCAGAGACAGUGCAUCUGAACUCAACACCGUCUCCCUCGCUGACAGUGGACGGCCCAGCUACUGA
Molecule: messenger RNA, 1665 nt
Organism: Centropristis striata (black sea bass)
Lineage: Eukaryota; Metazoa; Chordata; Actinopteri; Perciformes; Serranidae
Product: UDP-glucuronosyltransferase 2B16-like
Exons: 3
Coding region: 1-1665 (554 amino acids)
Molecular function (GO): UDP-glycosyltransferase activity
Source: RefSeq, a predicted model, not a curated record